Molecule: messenger RNA, 2200 nt
Organism: Eurytemora carolleeae
Lineage: Eukaryota; Metazoa; Arthropoda; Copepoda; Calanoida; Temoridae
Product: cytoplasmic dynein 1 intermediate chain
Exons: 5
Coding region: 64-2154 (696 amino acids)
Biological process (GO): transport along microtubule
Cellular component (GO): cytoplasmic dynein complex
Molecular function (GO): dynein heavy chain binding; dynein light chain binding
Source: RefSeq, a predicted model, not a curated record
UUAGCACCCCCUUCAUGACCACUCCCUUUUCUAUAUCAGGUAGUGCAGCCCCACCUGACGAAGAUGUCUGACCGGAAAGCUGAGUUGGAGCGGAAGAAAGCCAAGUUGGCGCAGAUCAGAGCUGAGAAGGAAGCAAGAAGGAAGGAAAGAGAAACUUUGGACGCGCAAUCCGCUACUCAGACUGCUAUAUCUGGUUUGCGACGAGAUGAACGCCAGGAGAUAGAUAGGAACUUGGAGAGUUUAGGGAUUACUCCAGUAGCUGCUGUAGUAGAGAAUAUUGCCUCCCUUCCUCCGUCCCUCUCUGAUGUAUCUCUAACCUCUACUCCGGAUACUAGUCUUAAACCGGAUUUAGGAUUCAGUCCUAGGCUAAGACGGAAGAAGCCUCAGUUGAGUCUAGUGGCAGUUCAGACGACUAAUAUUCCUCCUAAGGAGAAUGUAUCCUACACUAAGAACACACAAACCGAAGAAUCGGGAACUGACCCUGUCCCUGCCCGAGGUGGGAGACUGGGUGGGUUUGAUUACUACACCCUGACCUAUGAUGAUAUGGAUGAUGGUUAUGAAGAGGAUUCUCUCCCCGGGUUGGGUUCAGGAUCUCCAAGUAGUGGUUCACCCUCCGGGUACUUGAGUAAACUGCCUCCAGGUAUCCUACCACACGGUAUGCCAGAGGUCAAGGACGUAAAACCCGCAACAACCAAAGAGGAAGAAGAAAAGAAGAAGAAAGAGGAAGAGAGGAAGAAGAAAGAGCUGAGCGAGGAGGAGAAAAGUGUAAUCAUGAUGUCUCAGCCGUUCCAGAAGUUUUUCGAUCGGGCAACAAAGAUUGUUGAACGAGCUCUGGCUGAAGAUAUCAAUGUUUACGUGGAUUAUACCGGAGGUUAUGAGGACGGAGAAGCGUUGGAGGACAAAUCCGGAGGCAAGCUUUCCUUGAACAGAUUCUUCUACGACGACCGUUGGUCCAAAAACCGUGUUAUUACAUCCAUGGACUGGUCUACUCAGUUCCCGGAGCUACUAUGCGCCAGCUAUAACAACAACCCUGAGGCUCCCCACGAACCAGACGGAGUUUGUCUGAUCUGGAACACGAGAUAUAAGAAGGAAACCCCGGAAACCAUUUUCCAUUGUCAGUCCCCGGUCAUGACCGCAGUCUUUGCCCGGUUUCAUCCCAAUCUUAUCCUUGGUGGAACAUACAGCGGUCAAAUUGUACUCUGGGAUAAUAGAAACAACAAGAGAACUCCGGUUCAGCGCUCUCCACUCUCUGCUAGCGCACACACACACCCCGUCUACUGCGCGAAAGUGGUAGGAACGCAGAACGCGCAUAAUCUCAUAUCCAUCAGUACCGACGGUAAAAUGUGCAGUUGGAGCCUUGAUAUGCUCGCACAGCCGCAGGAAACCCUUGAACUUCAGCAUAAACAAUCUAAAGCUGUUGCAACAACAUGUCUCACCUUCCCGCAGAACGACGUCAACAACUUCUUGGUCGGGUCUGAGGAAGGAACAAUCUAUACAGCCUGCCGUCACGGUUCUAGAGCCGGAGUCCUAGAUCUAUUCGAGGGACAUCAAGCUCCGGUAACAGGGAUAGAUACGCAUAAUGGUCAGGGUAACCUGGACUUCUCUCAUCUAUUCCUCUCCUCAUCUAUUGACUGGACGGUAAAGCUCUGGUCCUUGAAGGAGAAUAAACCUCUCUACUCCUUCGAAGAUAACGGAGAUUAUGUUUAUGAUGUUGCGUGGUCUCCGAUCCAUCCUGCUCUCUUUGCUACGGUGGACGGUACGGGUAGGUUGGAUCUUUGGAACCUGAACAAGGAUACAGAGGUGGCUUCUGCUUCAGCUACUAUUGAGAACGGAGCAGCUUUGAAUAGGAUUACUUGGACACAGUCCGGGCUUCAUGUGGCUGCAGGUGAUGAUCUGGGUAAGAUUUGGGUUUAUGAUAUUGGAGAACAACUAGCUGUUCCGCAGCAAGACGAAUACAAUAAGUUCGUCAAUACUUUACAGCCCCAUACAGGACAUCUUAGCAGCUUAACAUCUGGACACUUGGGGAGCCUAGCUUCAGGACACCUUGGCAGCCUUACUUCAGGACACCUAGGACAUAGUAGUCUAGGACACAGUAGUCUGUCCUCAUUAUCAGGACCUUCAAGUCUGGGAUCAAUUCAAUCUCCGCUCAGAUAAGCUGAGGGAUUUAUAUUUUUCAAAAAACUUCACCCCCCCCCCCAAA